ACACAACAAUGAAGGAUGGAUACACAACAAGCAGGGCUGGAUCCCCAUCCCAGGUGGGAGGGAUGGAGGGACAACAAGGAGGGAUGGAGGGACAACAAGGAGGGAUGGAGGCACAACAAGGAGGGAUGGAGAGACAACAAGGAGGGAUGGAGGGACAACAAGGAGGGAUGGAGGGACAACAAGGAGGGAUGGAGGGACAACAAGGAGGGAUGGAGGGACAACAAGCAGGGAUGGAGGGACAACAAGGAGGGAUGGAGGGACAACAAGGAGGGAUGGAGGGACAACAAGGAGGGAUGGAGGCAGAACAAGGAGGGAUGGAGGCACAACAAGGAGGGAUGGAGGGACAACAAGCAGGGCUGGAUCCCUGUACCACAUGGGAUGGAGACACAACAAGCAGGGCUGCAUCCUCAUCCCAUGUGGGAGGGAUGGAGGCACAACAAGGAGGGAUGGAGAGACAACAAGGAGGGAUGGAGGCACAACAAGGAGGGAUGGAGGCACAACAAGGAGGGAUGGAGGGACAACAAGGAGGGAUGGAGGGAGAACAAGGAGGGAUGGAGGGACAACAAGGAAGGAUGGAGGCACAACAAGGAGGGAUGGAGGGACAACGAGGAGGGAUGGAGGGACAACAAGGAGGGAUGGAGACACAACAAGGAGGGAUGGAGGGACAACAAGGAGGGAUGGAGGCACAACAAGGAGGGAUGGAGGGAGAACAAGGAGGGAUGGAGAGACAACAAGGAGGGAUGGAGGGACAACAAGGAGGGAUGGAGGGACAACAAGGAGGGAUGGAGGGACAACAAGGAGGGAUGGAGGGACAACAAGGAGGGAUGGAGGCACAACAAGGAAGGAUGGAGGGACAACAAGGAGGGCUGGAUCCCUGUCCUACAUGGGAGGGAUGGAGGGAGGGAUGGAGACACAACCAGCACCAUCCAUCAAACCAAGCAGAUGCCCCCAAUCUCAGCAUCCCCCUGUAGGAGGUGCAGUGACCUCCUGACCGCCCUCCCUCCCACAGCCCCACGUUCCUACUUGCAUUUCUUCCAUGCAGGAUUUGGAAUUCUCUAUUUCUUUGCUAAACUUUCUGUCCCUCCAUCCAGUCCUGCGUUGAGUCCAACACAGGAAGCGGCAGAGCCCUGUUAG
Molecule: messenger RNA, 1134 nt
Organism: Lagopus muta (rock ptarmigan)
Lineage: Eukaryota; Metazoa; Chordata; Aves; Galliformes; Phasianidae
Exons: 2
Coding region: 16-1134 (372 amino acids)
Source: RefSeq, a predicted model, not a curated record